AUGUAUAAAGUCCUUAUGAACAAAGACAAUGGGGAGGGCGUCCCAUCGGUUACUAGGGAUGCUGUUCUUUUGCUCAGUCAGUUGGUCCGGAAGGGGUGGGGCCAGGCUCAGCAGCCAUCACCCUCGUGGCUGGCGGUGUACGACGACGCACACAUGGGGUCGUCUGUGUCCAAGGCUGCCCUCGGGGCCACCACGGAUGAGUUCAUGGAACCGGAGCCGAAACACCUAGCUGAUCUAAUACAGUACAUAAAUGAAACAAAUAUGAGUGUUAAAGGCCUGGCUGAUGUUCUUUCUGAGAAAACUAGGAGCAGCAGCUGGGUAGUGGUGUUCAAAGCCCUGGUUACUGUGCAUCACCUUAUGGUGCAUGGAAAUGAGCGUUUUAUCAAACAUCUUGCAUCUAGAGACUCUUUGUUCACUUUACACAACUUCCUGGAUAAAAGUGUCACAGAAGGCCCUACUAUGUCAACUUUCAUCAGACAGUAUAGCAGGUACUUGAAUGAAAAGUCACUCGCAUAUAGACUGAUCUCAUCUGACAUCACCAAAACCAAGAGAGGGAUGGAUGGUAUGAUGAGAACUAUGAAUACUAAAGAGUUGCUCAACACACUUCCAGUAAUUCAAAUUCAGUUUGAUGCUCUUCUUAAUUUUAAUGCAAAUCCUGAUGAACUAACUAAUGGUAUAAUACAUGCUGCUUUCAUGCUUCUCUUUAAGGAUUCUCUUUGCCUCUUUGCAGCCUAUAAUGAGGGAAUCCUUAAUCUUCUAGGCAAGUUUUUUGACAUGAGGAAAAGCCAAUGUGAGGCAAGUUUGGAUAUCUACAUCAAGUUCCUUGAUAGAACAACCAAAUUAGCACAGUUUCUGAAAGUUGCAGAGGAAGUUGGAAUUGACCAAAACAACAUUCCAUAUAUUACUCAGGGAAGAUUUCCUGAUAGACCCCUGGCCACUGAAACCUUAAACAUUUUACUGAUGUAG
Molecule: messenger RNA, 966 nt
Organism: Pteronotus mesoamericanus
Lineage: Eukaryota; Metazoa; Chordata; Mammalia; Chiroptera; Mormoopidae
Product: phosphatidylinositol-binding clathrin assembly protein-like
Exons: 10
Coding region: 1-966 (321 amino acids)
Biological process (GO): clathrin-dependent endocytosis; clathrin coat assembly; synaptic vesicle budding from presynaptic endocytic zone membrane
Cellular component (GO): clathrin-coated pit; clathrin-coated vesicle; synaptic vesicle
Molecular function (GO): SNARE binding; 1-phosphatidylinositol binding; phosphatidylinositol-4,5-bisphosphate binding
Source: RefSeq, a predicted model, not a curated record